This is a messenger RNA of Trypanosoma cruzi, 586 nucleotides long. RefSeq names its product mucin-associated surface protein (MASP), putative. The record is from RefSeq and is a predicted model, not a curated record. The transcript has a single exon. Lineage: Eukaryota; Euglenozoa; Kinetoplastea; Trypanosomatida; Trypanosomatidae. The annotation marks the transcript as partial.
CAAAGUAACAAAAGAUCCAAUAUCAGCACUACCACCAACAGAGAAAUCACCAGCACCAACAGUUAAAGCAGGAAAAGAAAUCCCACCGGCAACAACAGGCUCCCAGACCUCAACAGAACAAAAGCAAGAAGGAUCACCGUCAAAAACCGAAACGCAGCCAAAAGAAAUGAAGCAGUCUUCAACAGAUGGUGGGGGGAAACAAAAAGGAAAAGACUCCGUCUCAUCAGAUUCGAUGAAGGAUGCAGUUACCGACAACCCAGGAAAACCAACAGCAACAACCAUCCCUACAAGUAGAAGUGGAGAUGCCCAGGAAAAGGAGGGCAAGGAUGAUGGCACCGAUGAACGGCCUACCUCCAAAAAACACAACAGCAGCCCCGAAACUGGUAAUACCAACGAUGCUCUUACAGCCAGCGAAAAUACACCACAAACAGCAGAAACAACAGCCACCACCGUCGCCAAAAAAAAUGAUACGACUAUUGGAGACAGUGACGGCAGCACCGCGGUCUCCGACACCGCCUCCCCUCUUUUGCUUCUUUUUCUUGUUGUUGUUGCGUGUGCGGCUGCUGCUGCGGUGGUGGCCGCGUGA